AUGAGUAUCCCGGGUAUGUUGCCGGGCAUGGGUGCCAACAACCAGAUGCAAGGAAUGAACGAAAAUGAGCAGUGGAUGAUUAAGAUGAUGCACAGUGGAAUGGAGUCGUGUCCCGUGAAGACAGUCAUGGCCGGUACAAUGGGUUUCGGUCUGGGUGGUGCUUUCGGUCUCUUCAUGGCCAGUAUGUCCUACGACUCCUCCCUCACACCCCAAGGCCAAGCAAUCUCGAACCUCCCCUGGCGGGAGCAAGUCCGCCGCGGCUUCAAGGACAUGGGCGCGCGCUCCUGGUCGUCCGCGAAGAACUUCGGCAUCGUCGGUGCCCUGUACUCCGGUACUGAGUGCUGUAUCGAAGGUCUGCGCGCCAAGAACGAUCUCACCAACAGCGUUGCGGCUGGUUGUAUCACUGGCGGUAUCCUUGGUGCUAAGGCUGGGCCGCAGGCGGCUGCUUUUGGCUGUGCGGGUUUUGCGGCUUUCAGUGCGGCUAUUGAUGCUUAUAUGCGCAUGCCUGAAUCUGACUAG
Molecule: messenger RNA, 519 nt
Organism: Penicillium waksmanii
Lineage: Eukaryota; Fungi; Ascomycota; Eurotiomycetes; Eurotiales; Aspergillaceae
Product: translocation channel protein TIM22
Exons: 3
Coding region: 1-519 (172 amino acids)
Biological process (GO): protein insertion into mitochondrial inner membrane
Cellular component (GO): TIM22 mitochondrial import inner membrane insertion complex
Molecular function (GO): transmembrane protein transporter activity
Source: RefSeq, a predicted model, not a curated record